AUGCAGAUCUUUGUGAAAACUCUGACCGGAAAGACCAUUACUCUCGAAGUUGAGAGCAGCGACACCAUCGAUAAUGUCAAAGCCAAGAUUCAGGACAAGGAGGGGAUUCCCCCAGAUCAGCAAAGGCUUAUCUUUGCCGGAAAACAACUCGAGGAUGGCCGUACCUUGGCUGAUUACAACAUUCAAAAAGAAUCAACCCUCCACCUGGUGCUCCGCUUGAGAGGAGGGAUGCAGAUCUUUGUUAAGACCCUCACUGGAAAGACCAUCACCCUUGAGGUGGAAAGCAGUGAUACCAUUGACAAUGUGAAGGCCAAGAUCCAGGACAAGGAGGGUAUUCCCCCAGACCAGCAGAGGUUGAUCUUUGCCGGCAAGCAGCUUGAAGAUGGCAGGACCCUAGCUGACUACAACAUCCAGAAAGAGUCUACCCUUCACUUGGUUCUCCGUCUCAGGGGUGGUAUGCAGAUCUUUGUGAAGACCCUCACUGGCAAGACCAUCACCCUUGAGGUUGAAAGCAGCGACACCAUUGAUAAUGUGAAGGCUAAGAUCCAGGACAAGGAGGGCAUCCCACCAGAUCAGCAGAGGUUGAUUUUUGCUGGAAAGCAACUUGAGGAUGGCAGGACCCUUGCUGAUUACAACAUUCAGAAGGAGUCAACACUUCACUUGGUGCUCAGGUUGAGGGGAGGCAUGCAGAUCUUUGUGAAGACUCUUACCGGCAAGACCAUCACCUUAGAGGUGGAGAGCAGUGAUACUAUUGAUAAUGUCAAGGCGAAGAUUCAGGACAAGGAGGGUAUUCCCCCAGACCAGCAGAGGUUGAUAUUUGCAGGAAAGCAACUGGAAGAUGGUAGGACUCUUGCUGAUUACAACAUUCAGAAAGAAUCCACUCUUCACUUGGUGCUCAGGUUGAGGGGAGGAAUGCAGAUUUUUGUGAAGACAUUGACUGGAAAGACCAUCACCCUUGAGGUGGAGAGCAGUGAUACAAUUGACAAUGUCAAGGCAAAAAUCCAGGACAAGGAGGGUAUCCCACCAGACCAGCAGCGGUUGAUCUUUGCUGGUAAGCAAUUGGAAGAUGGAAGGACCUUGGCUGACUAUAACAUCCAGAAGGAGUCCACUCUGCAUCUUGUCCUGCGUCUCCGUGGGGGUUUCUAAAUGACCUGUGGUGUCAAGUAGCUCUGUCUGGCCGUGAUGGAUCUCUGAAUGUCUCUGGUGUCAGAGUACCUGUUUCCAGCCAUGCUGGAUCUUGAAUAAAUCUGUCUGGCAACAUUGUCUUGCUUUUUUUGGAUUUCUGUUUUCAAACUUCUGUUUCUUUUUUCUUUGUUCAAAAGGACUGGUUGGCUGUGGAUGUUUGAAUUGCUUGUUUUGGGAAUGAAUCACGACUGUGUUUUGACAUUAUGUGAAUGAAUUUUCUUUUGCAUUAGUAAUAAUCUUGUAUCUCGUUGUAGUUAGUUUCUCCUAAUACUUUUCGGUUGAUUUGCCAUGCUCUUUCAAUAUGGUGGUAGUUCGUGAUACAUUUUAGUUCUGUGAUGCUCGCGUUGAGCGGCUUGCGCUUGUAUUUCUGUGCUUAUGAUGACUUUGGAAAGGAUAGAGAUUAGCUUCUCUCCAUUUUUCCCUUCCUGGAAAUGCUGAGAGCUUCGAUUAUGUCAGAAAUUCUGAUUAUUGGUGAUUUCCUUUCACCAUAUGUAUUCACUUUGACCAUAUCUUCUAGAGCUUAAACUUAGUGGCAAUCUUCAUUUUGUGGUUUUUCUGUGUCUUUUUUUUCUUUUUUCCUUUUUUUUUGGAAAAAAAAAGUAGUCAGUACAAUCAAAAUGCACGAGGAAACUCUGUCCUUAUUGUUCGAAACUAUGUAA
Molecule: messenger RNA, 1844 nt
Organism: Oldenlandia corymbosa var. corymbosa
Lineage: Eukaryota; Viridiplantae; Streptophyta; Magnoliopsida; Gentianales; Rubiaceae
Source: the annotation of a GenBank genome assembly